CAAAAUCUUAAUUCAAAUUUAUUUUAAACCAACUCAAAAAAAAGCCGCUGGGAGGCUGGGAGCUUCAAUAAUCAUUAAUCAAUCGCCAUUAGUGGGCGGGAAUAAGUGCAGCUCGUUUUCAAAAUCAGAACCCAGAAACCAAACAAAUUGAGUACACAUAUUUUGAAUAUAAAGAAAAAGCUGAAGAAAGUGGAAAAUUUUCAGAGGCUCUUGAUUGAUCUUGUUCAGGACUUGGUAUCCACAAAACAAGCACAUGCUUCUCCCUUUAUAAUAUCUUCUGGGUACCCAAAAAGAUUUGUGCAGCCUUAUUUUAUUCAGCUUCUUCUUCAGGCUGUAAUCUUAAAUCUCAAGUCUUCAGCUUUCGUCUUCGUUUUAUUUGUUGCUGGCUUUCCAACUAAUCUCUGGGUUGGUGUGGUCUCCAGUCGAAGAGUGUUCGAUGUGGUGUUCAGCUACAAAGCCUCCAUCUUCAGAGCGAAAACAUGGACAGUCUGUGAUGUGCUAGUUGGGGAGCUGGAAUAAAACAUUAGAUGGACCGGAAGUGGUUGUGGAAGAAGAAGUCUUCGGAGAAGAGCUCCGGCGGCGAAACUGAAAGUUCUGGUUCGGUGUCUUCUCAUUCUGAGAGGUGCUCUGACGAACAGCAGGAGGCACUUAAGGAUUCUCCAAAUCAUGAUUCUCAAUCACCUGAAGUCACAUCAAAAGCUGUAUCCAGUGGUCAUGAUGUUAAUGAUAGUCUGAAGAGUCUGACAGAGAGAUUAUCAGCUGCUCUCGUGAAUGUUAGUGCCAAAGAAGACUUGGUGAAACAGCAUUCCAAAGUUGCUGAAGAAGCUGUUGCAGGCUGGGAAAAGGCUGAAAAUGAGUUGGCUAGCUUAAAACUACAACUUGAAGCUGCAGUUAAGCAAAAAUCAGCUUUGGAAGAUCGGGUAAGCCAUCUUGAUGGAGCCCUCAAGGAAUGUGUUAGGCAGCUUAGACAAUCAAGAGAGGAGCAAGAGAAAAAUAUACAUGAAGCUGUGGUGGAGAAAACCCGUGACUGGGAGGCCACCAAAGUGAAGCUUGAAAAUCAGAUUACUGAUCUCCAGACAAAAGCAGAAACUAAUAGAUCUGGAGCUUCUGCUUUUGUUGAUCCUCAUCUUUCACAUAAGCUUGAAGCUUUGGAAAGGGAAAACAAAGCCCUUAAGCUUGAGCUACUGUCUCAGGCAGAGGAGUUGGAAAUCAGCACAAUUGAGAGGGAUUUGAGUACUCAAGCAGCUGAAACAGCCAGUAAGCAACAUUUAGAGAGUAUAAAGAAGGUUGCAAAGCUUGAAGCUGAGUGCCGGAGGCUAAAAGCUGUGGCUUGCAAAGUUCCUUUGGUUAAUGAUCAUAAAUCCAGUGCUGCUUCCUCAAUGUAUGUGGACUCUUGCAUGGAUAGUCAAUCGGACAGUGGAGAGAGGCUAAGCAUGAUGGAUAUUGACUCCCAAAAGAUGAAUGGCUCAGAUCCAAAUAAGCGUGAUCUGGGCGUCUCUGACUCAUGGGCGUUGGCCCUGGUUGCAGAGCUUGAUCAAUUUAAGAACGAAAAAGCAGUCAACAAAAAUUUGCCAGUCUCUUCUGUUGACAUUGAUCUCAUGGAUGAUUUUCUUGAGAUGGAACGACUUGCUGCAUUGCCACAGCCUGAAAGUGAAACUGGUUGCCUGGAAUCAGAAGCCAUAGUUAAUGCUUCCAACAAUGAUGAAAUUGCCUUGAGAGAUGAACUUGAAGCUAUGAGUCAUCGGACAGCAGAAUUGGAGUACAAGUUAGAAAAGUUGGAAGAAGAGAGAGCUGAAUUACAAGCCAUGAGUUAUCGGACAGCUGAAUUGGAGUACAAGUUAGAGAAGCUGGAAGUAGAGAAAGCUGAACUUGAAACCACAAGUCAUCAGACGGCUGAUUUGGAGGACAAGUUAGAGAAGUUGGAAUUAGAAAAAGCAGAACUAGUAGCCAUGAGUUAUCGGGCAGCCGAAUUGGAGGAGAAGUUAGAAAAGUUGGAAGGUGAGAAAGAAAAGUUGGAAGUAGAAAAAGCACAACUAGAAUGCAUGAGUUAUCGGGCAGCCGAAUUGGAGGAGAAGUUAGAAAAGUUGGAAGGGGAGAAGGAAAAGUUGGAAGUAGAAAAAGCUGAAUUGGAAACUGCUUUAGCCAAAAGUAAAGAAUGUUACGUGGCGUCAGAAUUUCAGCUUAAAGAAGCAGAAAUGAUGUUGGAGGAGUUACAGAAGGAACUAAAAAUUGCAAAAGAGUCAAAGCUGAGUAUAGAGUCUCAGCUCAUUAGCAUAGAAGCAGAGACUCGGACAAUGUCUGCUAAGGUUAACUCCUUAGAAGCAGAGGUUCAAAGGGAGAGGGCUUCAUCAGCGAAAAUUUCUGUCAGAUGUCAAAAUUUAGAGGAGGAGCUAUCAAGAAAGAAUGAAGAAGUCGAGUUUCAGAAAACUGCUUGCUCAAAUAGUGAAUCAAAGAUAAAGCAGGAAGACAUAGCUGUAGCUGCUGGAAAACUUGCUGAGUGCCAGAAAACAAUAGCAUCUCUUGGGAAUCAACUGAAAUCACUAGCGACACUAGAAGAUUUCCUAAUUGACACCGCAAACAUACCUGAGUUUUCUGCUGCUGCUUCACGGAUUCCUAGAUCUGAUGAACACUGGAAGAUGCAUUCCAAUGGGACAUUUUCACCUAAAAGAGAUUCUGUGUCAAAACAAGCUGUUGAGAGUUCUGGACUUGCAAUAAAUAGGAAUGAGGAUAAUUCUCCACCAUCUUCAUCUUCGUCGUCCUCCUCUACUGUAGUGUCAACUCAUGUCAGCUCUGAGAAGAACCGAAAUGGGUUUGCAAAGUUUUUCUCUCGGACAAAGAGUGGGAUACGACUAGAAAUUUAGCUUAGAUUAUAUUUUUUGUACAAUAGAACAAGAGGUGUCAUUGAUUUCUGGGUUUGUAUAACGGAGGAUUGAGUGCUUCAGUUCAUUUGAGGAGUUGCUAAUUAAAUGCUGAUUAAUUGGCACAUUUGUUCUUCAAGAGAAGGGUGAUUGAUCAAACUUGGAAUGAAAGAGUUACUAUUUCUUGAAGAGCAAAUGUGCCAAAAAAAAAAAAAAAAAAUUUCGCUACCCCACCUUUGUCAAGUGGGGUUCCACCCCCACCUCGUUAAGUGGGGGUUGCCCUUCUUCUGAAGAGAAGGACCUGUUGUUCAACGCUUUUGUGAUGCUACCCACCUUUAUCAAGUGGGGGUGCCCUUCUAACCCAAAGGGCUUAAGGGCAUCAUCACCAAAGUGAAGAAACCAAAUCCACAACUCAAUCAUUGUGAAGAAUGCCAUGUUUGGGCAACAAGAACAUUGUUGUAAAUGCUUAUAAAUAUUAACAUAAUACAACUAUUUUCCAAUGUGGGAUUCUAUUUAACAAUA
Messenger RNA from Rosa rugosa (rugosa rose), 3380 nucleotides. RefSeq names its product filament-like plant protein 3. The transcript is spliced from 7 exons. Lineage: Eukaryota; Viridiplantae; Streptophyta; Magnoliopsida; Rosales; Rosaceae. Bases 528 to 2861 code for a protein of 777 amino acids. The record is from RefSeq and is a predicted model, not a curated record.